Mus pahari (shrew mouse) is the source of this 1457-nucleotide messenger RNA. RefSeq names its product LDOC1 regulator of NFKB signaling (gene Ldoc1). The transcript has a single exon. Lineage: Eukaryota; Metazoa; Chordata; Mammalia; Rodentia; Muridae. Bases 201 to 662 code for a protein of 153 amino acids. The record is from RefSeq and is a predicted model, not a curated record.
UCCUUACCGCACUGCGCUAGCGCACAGGUUUGUAAAGUGACACUGUGGGUGGAGCUUCUGCCACUGGCUGGGACCCCUCCCUUUAUUGCCCAGGGUCCGCACUCCUCUGAGGACCCGCACUUUCUGCUCAGCCUCUCUGUGCUGCUCCGUGGAGCCGAGCCGAGCCGAGACCUACACCGACACCGUCCAAGCCAUUAGCCAUGGUGGAAGAGCUGCUGUCGCUUCUGCACGCGCUUCUGGACAGGCACCACGCCCUGUGCAUCGAGAACCACCAGCUCCUGAAGCAGCUGCGACUGUUGGUGUGUGAGCGGGCCAGGCUGCUGCGCCAGGUAUGUCCGCCGAGCUGUCCGGUGCCCUACCCCUCGCGGUUUAGCGGCGAGAGUGGCCGGCUCCCUGAGUUUAUCAUGCAGACCAUGUCUUACAUGCUUGUGAAUGAGGAGCACUUCUGCAAUGAUGCCAUGAAAGUGGCGUUCUUGAUCAGCCUCCUCUCCGGGGAAGCUGAGGAGUGGGUGAUGCCUUACAUCGAGUCAAAUAGCUAUGUCCUAGGUGAUUAUCAGGCCUUUGUUGAUGAGAUGAAGCAGUAUUUUGGCUGGGGGACCGACGACGAAGAUGAUGGUGAUGAUGAUGAUGAUGAAGAGGAAGAAAUGGAGGAAGAUCACUAGUCCGGAGCUCCCUUAGGCCUAGAGGUGGGGGCCUUCACGCCUUCUCAUUCCAACCCCCCACCCGCCAUUCCUGCUGCCUCAACCUCUCCCUUUGCAAAGCCACCCUCUUCCCUGCCAGUCUGUUUGCUCCAUCAUUCCCUUCAGGACUUGUCUUUGUUCCAGUUACCUGCUGUGAGUUGGGCCUGGACCUUGCUCUGAAACUGACUUUGGCCUCAGGCACUUAUCCUAAUCUGAACUCUGUUUUGAGUUCCAGCCAUUUUCCAGGUCCCUAUUAGAACUGGUCCGACCACCUGCAUUCCUGCUGCUGACAUCCACUGGAACUCAGGCCAGACCUCCAUCUGCCCAGAAGCAGAUUACUGACAUUUCACCUCCACUCGCCGAAUUUCAUCUGAAGCCAUCCACUUUUCAAGAUAAGGACCAAGUAGAUGAUGGAGUUGCUACUACACCCAUUCAGACUCUGUUUUGGACUGCUCACUAAGCCUUGAAGGGGCCAGCCAGUCUUUACAGACUGGUUAGUUCUGUACAUACUUCCAGGUUCCACAUCUGCCUGACCAGACUGCUGCAGGAACCUGAUGUGCCUGCCGGACAGUUAAAAUGUUGACAUUUCUUUUCUCCUAUGCAUCAGUUUUGCACAGCACUUUUCCUUUCAGAACUGCAGCAGUCUCACAGAUGUGUACAUGUGGACAAGGACUACUAAAAUAAAAGCAAACGGACAGGGAUUCAGCCCAGAUCCUCUCUAGUACUUGAAAAAAAAAAUGUAAUUCUUUGCAAUAAAUAUCAAGCACUGCAAAACUA